This is a messenger RNA of Amphibalanus amphitrite, 1590 nucleotides long. Its product is annotated as protein RFT1 homolog. The record is from RefSeq and is a predicted model, not a curated record. Gene Ontology annotation, cellular component: endoplasmic reticulum membrane. Gene Ontology annotation, biological process: glycolipid translocation; dolichol-linked oligosaccharide biosynthetic process. The transcript has 8 exons. NCBI's taxonomy places the organism in Eukaryota, Metazoa, Arthropoda, Thecostraca, Balanomorpha, Balanidae. The coding region runs from base 1 to 1542 and encodes 513 amino acids.
AUGUCCUGGGCAUCCCGCAUCAUCAAUGUCAGGCUGGCUCUACUCUACUCGACUGCCACCUUUGUCAGUGUGGAGGCUUUCCGUCGGGCGGCGCUGGGCGUGACAGAGAGCAGCAAGUGGCGCCAGGCCAUCAACUUGGUGUGGCUCAGCGUGCCCGUGUCAGCGGCGGUGUCGGCGGCGCUGGCCGGCCUCUGGCUGCACGCGCUCAGCCAGCCGGCGCCCGAGGUGACCUCAGAGUACCGUCUGGGCGUGUGGGUCACCGCGGCCAUGGUCGUACUGGAGACGGCCGCCCAGCCGCUGGUCAUCCUGGCGCAGGCCAUGCUCUUUGUCAAAUGGAAGCUCUCUUAUCGUCUUCUCGCCCCUCCCCAUCUCCUCUCACCACUCUCUCACCCACCCGCUCUCCCUCUCUCCCAAGGUGGUAGCCGACAUGGUCAGUCUGUGCAGUCGGGUGGCGCUCAAAGCCUGGCUGAUCGCCCUGUACCCGUCCCACGCCAUCUGGGCCUACUGUGUGGGCCACGCGGUCAGGUCAGCUCCGCUCUCCUCGUGGUCAUCUAUUACGGCACCCUGCUCUGGCACGUCCGCUCACCGGAUAACUGUCUACCGGUGAAGUCGGCGAGCGAGCUGGGACCCAGACUGGUGCCGGGACAGCCGGCGCUGGACCGUGACCAGCUGGCCCUCACCUGGAGCUUCUUCAAACAAGGCCUGCUGAAGCAGUUGCUGACGGAGGGCGAGCGCUACCUGAUGACCGCCUUCCACCUGCUCGACUUCUCCGAGCAGGGCCUGUACGACGUGGUGGCCAACCUGGGCAGCCUGGCGGCCCGCGUCCUCUUUCAGCCAGUCGAGGAGAACGCCUACGUUUACUUCUCGCGCACAGUGGAACGGGGAAAGCCGGUGUCUGCCGCGGCGGGCCGGGUUCUGCACGACCUGCUGCGCGCCAUGAGCCUGCUCGGUCUGGUUGCCGUCACGUUCGGCUGGAGCUACUCCCACCUGCUGCUGCGGCUGUACGGAGGCGCCCUGCUGACCGCCGGUCCGGCCGUCAGUCUGCUGCGCGCCCAGUGCGCCUACGUGCUCCUACUGGCGGUGAACGGAGUGCUGGAGUGCUGCACGUUCGCGGUGAUGCGCCAGGAACAGAUCAAUGGGUAUAACCGGAAGAUGGUGCUGCUAUCUGUGAUAUUCGUCAUCUCGACAGGGAUCUUUACUAGGCUAUUCGGCGGGGUUGGAUUUAUCCUCGCCAACUGCGUCAAUAUGCUGACCAGGAUAUACGUUUGUUACCGGUUCGUGGCCGGUCUGCCGCUGGAGCCGGCGGUGUCCGUGCCGCCGCUGCUCGGUCUCCGCCCGCUGCCCGCCGUGGCUGCCGCGCUGGUGACCGCCGGCCUGCUGGCAGCCGGCUCCGAGAGCUGGCUGUACCCCAGCUCCGCCGCCGCCCAUGUGGCUGUGGGCGCGCUCUGUGGGGCCGCCCUGGUGGCCGCGGCGGUGUACAGCGAGCCCCGCCUCCUCCAGGCGGUCAGGGAGCGGGUCGGGGAUAAACUGAAGCGCAGCUAGCGGGGAGUGCUACUCACAUGGUCACGCAGGGAAUAGGGGUUGUUUUGU